Messenger RNA from Priapulus caudatus, 911 nucleotides. Its product is annotated as leucine-rich repeat-containing protein 4-like. Bases 28 to 681 code for a protein of 217 amino acids. The record is from RefSeq and is a predicted model, not a curated record. Lineage: Eukaryota; Metazoa; Priapulida; Priapulimorpha; Priapulimorphida; Priapulidae. Gene Ontology annotation, molecular function: protein binding. The transcript is spliced from 4 exons. Gene Ontology annotation, cellular component: extracellular matrix.
UUGAACCUAGCCGGCAACGCGAUCACUAUGAUACUUCAGGGAGCCUUCGCGGCGCACGGUCACCUCCAGCACCUCGUCCUUGCUGAGAACAACCUGAAGUACAUCAACAAGUGGGCGUUCACUGGCGUGCCUGAACUGCAUGCUCUCGACCUGACCUCUGCCGGUAUCGACUACCUACAUCCAGGAACCUUCAGAGACGCCUGGAAUCUGGCGAUCUUGCAACUUGCCGGCAACAGCUUUGUGGCACUGGCACCGGGCACGUUCGCUGGACUUCACCACGUUGAACACCUAGACUUCAGUGGCAGCCAGAUUGCUUGGGUGGGACCAGGCGCCUUUGAUGAUACCGAGGGCAUCCUGAGGGUGGAUAUGCCAAGCCAGCAGAUCUACUGGAUUGGAGACGACGCUUUCAGAGGGCUGAGAGAGAUCGAGGACCUCGACCUGUCUGACAACCAUCUCAGCACCCUCACUGAAGAGGCGUUUGAUGAGCACGUGCUUCAUUCCCAUGGCCACCACCACAGCCACAUACAUCUAGAUCUCACGGGUAACCCGAUCAACUGUGACUGCAACAUCGCCUGGCUGCUAGCCCAUCCAUUCUCCACCAGCGGAACGUGCAGCGCUCCACAAAACAGGAUUGGCACUUCCCUGAGCGACCUCACCGAAGAUGUACUCGGCUGCCCUUAAAGAGCAGACGACGGCAGGUGGCGCUGAAGACGCUGCAUCACUGACCAUCGUGGAUUCUUUUAAAUUGCACUGUUACGUCACUUGUUUGUGUUUGUUGUGAGAUUAUUAAUAUUUAUUAUUCACAUAUAUAUUUACUAAUAAUAACUAUUGUUAUUAUUGUUCGUUGUGAUGAGUAAAAAUGGUGUCGAUAUUACCGAUAUUAAAACAGCGUGAUAUUAUAAUGACACAAA